GCAGGAAGUCGAGGAGCCGACGUUUGCCCAGUUCUAGCUUCAGUCGAGUCGCAGUUGUCGUCGCGAGCGGAUCGAAAACAGCAAGAGACGGACCUCGCCAGAGAAAAGUGAACCCUAGAAAGUGUACAGAGAAUAAGUGAAGUGAAACGCACCCCAAGACCCUACACCCUAGACCCUAGACCCUAGACCCUAGAGCUGAGAUCCAGUACAGUGCACAGAACACAGAUCAUGUCGCAGCACAACUACACGAACCCCGCGUUCUGCCAGAACAGCGAGUUCUAUCCGGUGCCCAGCAGCGGCAAGGGCAGCGGCAGCAGUCGGGUGGAGUCCAUCUACAACCGCAGUCUGCAGCUGAACUUCGGCGCCGUCCCUCGGCCAGCCCAUGUCGCGCCCUCGCCGAGUCGCGAUCCCCGCGAGGGUCCCCUGCGGAUGCAGCGUAGCAUGUCCACGCGAUCGGUGACGCGGAAACAGCAGCAGCAGCAGCAGCAGACACAUAACUACCAGCAGCAGAAGCCGAAACAGCUGCAACAGAACCACCAGCAGCAACAGCAGCAGCAGCAACAAUCUUCAAGUGGUCGCUAUGCCCUGGUGCCUCUGGAGGAGCUCAACGUAAGCAGAGCCAGCCGGUACGCCAUAGUGCCCGGACAGGCGGCCCAGCGACUGGCCAGAUCCCAGGACAACCUCGAUCGCUAUGGAUCGCGAUACGGACUGCAGUCGGAAGAGGAGCCGCACUCCUUCCACGAGGAGCCGCACCAGGAGACGCAGUUUGCGAGCCUGCCGCCCAUGCUGAAUGGCCUGCCUCCGAAGCCCAACGCCAUCCAAGGACAACAGGGACUGCAGGGACAGCAGGGACAGACGAAGAUCAAGCACGCCUUCAGCAGCGACUUCGGCAGCAAGACGUUCCUCAUCGUGGACAAGAACAGCAACCAGCGGUACCAGAUGGUGCCCACGGCCGAGGACGAGGAGCUGGUGGACGAGAACCAGGAAAUCAUCCAGAUGCACAACGGUCGAGCCCAUCGGUACGCGAUGAUACCGACGGACGCCGACGAGGAGGAGCUGGCCGAGGAGGAGUCCUCGAUGAUGCUGCAGCAGCAGGAGACGUGCCUCAGCACCACGGAGCUGAGUCAGCAGUUUGCCGCAAGGACCUCGACACCACAGCAGAGGAAUGCGGCGGCCGCCACACGGGCGCUCCACGAGCUCCUCACCACGCCUCGGAAGAUGCAGCCGCCGCCGCGGCUGGCCCACUCCACGCCCCGCAACGCCGCCCACCACGAGCAGCUGCAGCUGGAGCGCCGCCUGCAGCUCUACCAGAGCCAGCAGAUCCUCAGCCAGGUCGCUCCUGCCCCUCCUCCUCCCACACUGCCGCUCCGCCAGAACCGACUCUCGCCGCAGAGACUCCACUACGAGACGGUGAAGGCAGCUCCUGCCCCGCUUGCGGACCGCUCCAUGGCCGUGAUCAGUCCGCGCGUGCAGGAGCAGGAGCGCGACCUGGAGCAGGACAUGAGCAGCAUCCAGGGCAAGCCGCAGAACAACAACUCCUACCCGCAGAAGCUGGCCAAUGCCACCAUCACCCUGGCCAUAGUCUCCCUGAUGCUCGUCCUGGGCAGCACCAUGAAUGCCGGCCUCAUCAUCUACAUGAUAGCCCACUUUGGCAAGUCCUUCUAUCUGCAAUUCGGUUUGGUGGCCUCCUUCUGCGGCGUAGGCCUGGGAUUCCUCGGAUUCCGGUCGCGCCACUGCGAGUGGCUGCCGAACCGGAGCUACACCUCCGGCUACAUCCUGGUCACCGUGUUCUGCCUGUUCAAGAGCUGCGGACUGCUCGUCAUCCUUGUGCUGGACCCGUUCCCCGGCCUGCCGCUACACGACGUCACCACGGGCGUCAUCCUGGGCCUCUCCACCUUCACCAUGUUCUUCAUCGGCCUGGGCGUCAUGGGCAGCCUCUGGUGCUACCGUCCCCCGCCAGACAACCGCGUCAACGUGGUCUAAGGAUCGUCUGACUUCUGCGAGUGGAGUGUACUUUAAGUUCCCGAAAUAGAUGUAGUCCCCUUCCUUCGAGCACUCGGCACACGGAACGGCUAAAAGACCAAAACUAGUAUUAUUCAUAGAGUUUUAGAGGCGGACUCAGCCUCGCCCCAAGAGACUGUAAAUACCAUGUGGGUUGUAGUUACCUUACGAGUAGAUUGUAGUAGUUUGUUUCUAAUCUAGACUGUUUAAACCCCUCCUAACUUAUUGUUCACCCUUAGGCUAAGUGAAAGUAUCGAUAAGCACACAAUAAAGGCACUUUCAACAGCACUU
Messenger RNA from Drosophila persimilis, 2292 nucleotides. RefSeq lists its product as uncharacterized. Lineage: Eukaryota; Metazoa; Arthropoda; Insecta; Diptera; Drosophilidae. The coding region runs from base 229 to 1983 and encodes 584 amino acids. The transcript is spliced from 2 exons. The record is from RefSeq and is a predicted model, not a curated record.